Molecule: messenger RNA, 1683 nt
Organism: Geosmithia morbida
Lineage: Eukaryota; Fungi; Ascomycota; Sordariomycetes; Hypocreales; Bionectriaceae
Exons: 2
Coding region: 1-1683 (560 amino acids)
Source: RefSeq, a predicted model, not a curated record
AUGCCUAUCUACUAUCAGCAGUUCGACGAUCCAGCACUCGUACAGCCCGCUUGCGUUGCGUGUGUGAAGACGAAGAAGCACUUUCCAUCCGCUCCUGGUGACUCCUCGUUAGAGGUACGGGGCAUGGACACUCAGAUGUCGACGCCACAUAUCAUUGCGGAUUCGGACGAUGAUGACGACGGCGACAGUCCAAUACUGGCCCCCACGAUCGCGGGGGAGGCACCCGGACCCGAACCCUGGCAGAUGUCCGACAGGCAGCAGCAGCGCUCCCCUGACGAGCACGAACAGGAGUCUACGGACCCCGCGUUCUUCCAGAGUAUCCUGGAUGAGCAGAUGCGUCCAUCACCACCGGUUCAUGGUGCCAACACCACCGCGAUCGCAGCCACGCCCACAGCCACGCCACAGCAACGGCAUGCCGAAGCAGGGAAGCCGACAGCUACGGACCCCCUUCAGGCCGACGACCCGUGGAAGAUACCCAGCAGUCCUCCUGCGCCUACGCACCGCAUCCCUACAAUUGGCAUCAAGGCGCCAAAAAACAGACAUUCAUCUUCAACCGAACUAUUGUCUACGGCUAGUCUCCCCGCCACCGCCGCCACCGCCGCCACCGACAACGACGAAACGGAAAGACGCAGAAACAAGAGGCAGAAAAUCAGCUCGACGAUACCGUCAUCACAGGACAUCGACCUGAGGAGAGAGUACCGGAGCUUCUACGACACCGAGGGGGAGGAGCCGAGCCAGGAUAUGGGACCCAGACUGCCUGCGGGGGCGAUUGUCAGGUCUAGCGGGUCAGCAACAAAUGUCAACACGCAGCGGAGCGUCGCGUCGUCAGCGCGCGAGAACACAGACGCUGCACCGACGGCGACAACACCAAAGCCGAAGGAGGUUCCGCGGAAUGCAGGGCACUGGAACUCUUCGCCGGAUGUGAUACCUGCUCUGGGCUCAACCCCAAGGGCAUUGGAGGAGGGAUCGGAGGUGCAGGGGGGGAAGGGAAAGGAGGUUACAGAAACCGUGCAUGAUGAUGGUGGUGUCUCAGUUGAGCCCGAGGAGCCCCCUCCGCAGUCGGUACAGGAUGAAAUGGAAUCUGAUUUUGAGGAGGACCAUAUCAAGGCCCGUCGGCCAGCGAACGAGAAGAAGACGAAGAUGAAGGCGAAGACGAAGGCGAAGGCGAAGGCGAGGCCACAGCAACAGCAGCCGCAGCAGCAUCAGAAGCCAAAGCAGGAAGAAGGCGCCAAGAGUAAGAAAGGCCGAGGGUGGCCGAAAAAUGGUGCGACAGAUCAGGCCGUCGAUACCACGAUACGAGAAGAUGCCACUAUAGUGAUGGUCCAUGGGACUACCAAGAUACAAGCCGACGUCGCAGCAGAGGAUGCGAAUGCCACUCCAAAGGGAGGGAAAUGCACUGCCAAGACGAUACAAGACGUUGAAGAGAAUGACGAAGAAUGCACAGCACCCAAGGAGGAGAAGCCACACGGUGAUAACAUCACCAGGGACACAGACACAGGGCCGGAAAAGCCUGCAACCCCCACCUUGGAAUACCAACCAAAACCCGAAAAGAAGAGCGAGAUCAAGAGUGAAAUCAGGCGGGCAUCUUGGAUGACCAACAACAAUAGCAGGCCGCCUCUAUACCGAGUUGGACUAAGCAAGAGAUCAAGGAUCGCGCCGCUGCUCAAGUCGGUGCGGAAAUGA